This is a messenger RNA of Ornithorhynchus anatinus (platypus), 1443 nucleotides long. RefSeq names its product caspase-8-like. Gene Ontology annotation, biological process: apoptotic process; proteolysis; negative regulation of extrinsic apoptotic signaling pathway via death domain receptors. The record is from RefSeq and is a predicted model, not a curated record. NCBI's taxonomy places the organism in Eukaryota, Metazoa, Chordata, Mammalia, Monotremata, Ornithorhynchidae. The transcript is spliced from 8 exons. The coding region runs from base 7 to 1443 and encodes 478 amino acids. Gene Ontology annotation, molecular function: cysteine-type endopeptidase activity; protein binding.
UUUCAGAUGAAAGAGCUUCUCUUCUCCAUUGGGGAGGAGCUGGCGGCCGACGACCUGGAGGCCCUCAAGUUUCUCUGCCUGGACUUGAUCCCGCUGAAGAAGCAGGAGACCAUUCAGGAUGCCCUAGGCCUUUUCCGGCUGCUCCGGGAGAAGGGGAUGUUGGAGGAGGGAAAACUUUCCUUCUUAAAGGAGCUGCUCUUCCGAAUUCACCGGAUCGACCUGCUGAAGGCUCACCUGGGGACCAGCCAUGGGGACGUGGAGAGGGAGCUGGAGGAGCCGGGAAGGGCCCAGGUGUCUGCCUACAGGUACCUGCUCUACCAGAUUGCUGAAGAGUUGACCAAAGAAAACCUGACCAGUAUUAAAUUCCUACUGCUCUCAGAGCUUCCAAAGAGCAAACUUCAAAGCCCCACAACUGCCUUAGGUAUCUUUAUACAUAUGGAAAAACAUGGAAAGAUGAAUGAAGGAGACCUGGGAAUGCUAAAGAAGAUUUUAAAGGAUGUCCAGCCCAGCCUGCUAAUACCAAUUGAGGAGUAUGAAGAAAAAUCAAGAGCCAGAGCAGGAGCAGCUGGAAACUUAAGCACUGCCUUGGGACAACUCUCCCUCACCACAGGAAAUUACAACCAACAAGUAUCUUCCCCAAAGGCAGCAGAAGAAAUGGAAAGAAUAUCUCAGAUCAUGGCGCCGUACAAGAUGAACCACUUACCUCAUGGAUUCUGUGUCAUCAUCAACAACUCGGAGUUCCAGAACCCGCAAAACACCAGGAGAGGAGCGGAUAAAGAUGCAGCGGCUCUGGACAAGGUCUUCAGCUGGCUCCAGUUUAAGGUCGAGCACCACAAUAACCUGAAAGGGGAGGCCAUCUCCCGCGUCCUACGGGCCUACAGCGAGAGGGACCACACGGACCAGGACUGCUUCAUCUGCUGCCUGCUCUCGCACGGCCAGAAAGGCGAAAUCCUGGGCACGGACUGGGAGCCGGUGCCUCUGAGGGCCCUGCUGGGCCUCUUCACCUCCUCAGCCUGCCGCACCCUGGCCACCAAGCCCAAGAUCUUCUUCGUCCAGGCCUGCCAGGGCGGCCAGGGCCAGGGCGGGCUCUCUCUGCGAGGGCGCGAGGGCGCCCUGCUGGAGGCGGACGCGGUGGUCAUCCCCUCCGUCCCCGACUGGGCCGACCUCCUGGUGGGCAUGGCCACGGUGGAAGAUUUCAUCUGCUUCCGGCGCCCGCGUCACGGCAGCGAGUACAUCCAGGCGCUCUGCAGGGCGCUGGAGACCUUCUGCCCGCGGGGGAAGGACCUGCUGACCAUCCUGACCCACGUGAACAAAGAGGUUGGCCAGAAGGUGUUUGGGAGCAACAAGCAGAUGCCGGAAGUAAAAUUCACCCUCCAGUGCCCACUUAUCUUCCCGGUCCCAGAGUCGGGAAACGAGCGAGAAGAGCAGGAGGAAGGAUGCUGA